AUGAAUUAUUUAUUAGCAAUCUCGUGCGUUUUUAUUUGUUUUACAACAAUUAUUGCAUUUCCGAAAAAUGACCUUCAACACACAUUUAAGCAAGGCAAUAAAUCUUUUUUGAUACAUACAGUUAAAAUGAAUUUCAGCGAUGCAUACAACUUCUGCAAGAACAGCAAUCUUCAAUUGGCAGCUGUAGAAACCAUUGCUGAAGAUGACAAAAUAUUCAAAGAAUUGAGUUAUUUAGGAUUUUUUUUAGCCCCCAAGGCAUUUUGGACAUCAGGAACCAAAUUAGCAAAUUCAAACCGGUGGAUAUGGUUAAUCAGCACUAAAACUAUUGCGUAUUUCAAUUGGGGCGACGCAGAACCAAGCAAAAAAUAUGGUAACGAGUUUUGUAUAGCCGUACAUCCUGAUAAUUAUAGCGAAACUGGUUAUUGGAGUGCUCGUAAUUGCAGUUCAACAGCAUACCCAAUUUGUCAAACAGUUUCUUUAAAUUAA
This is a messenger RNA of Psylliodes chrysocephalus, 486 nucleotides long. NCBI's taxonomy places the organism in Eukaryota, Metazoa, Arthropoda, Insecta, Coleoptera, Chrysomelidae. The record is from the annotation of a GenBank genome assembly.